UCAUCAGACAUUUAUUGUAAACAUGGCUUCCGUGAUAACAGCCACCUCGGAGUGGAUUCAGUUUUUUAAGGAUGCUGGGAUCCCGGUUGGCCUCGCAGUCACUUAUGCAGUCUCCUUUGUGGACAACAGAAUUCACAAGAACAUGCUGAUGGACCUCAGUAAAGACAUCAUGAUGGACCUCGGCAUUACAGUCAUUGGCGACAUAAUUUCCAUUCUUAAACAUGCAAAGCUGGUCUACAGGCAGGACAUGUGCAAAAUGGCCACAGAAGCCAUCUCCUCAGGACAGACCAGUGUUAAAGCUGAUCUCAGGAGAACUGCCAAUUCUCCUGCCACUCGUAUGAUUGCCAAUGCUUUGAGAAAGGACUCCCCACCGCCCACUCCACCCCGUCGACCUGACAACCACCUCUCGGUCACAGUGUCCAACAUGCAAGCAAACAAGAACGGCAAAGCAGUUGUAAGUCAGUCAGCUGACGAGGGGAACAGUUUAACAGCAGUGAAGCGCCGACGUGUGACAGCUGAGAUGGAAGGCAAGUACAUCAUCAACAUGCCCAAAGGUUCCACACCUCGUACACGCCGCAUCCUGACCCAGCAGGCCAAGAAAGGUUUGAAGCGGACCUCUGUGUUUUCGAGACUUGGGGCUGAAUCACAGGAAGACACGACCGCAAGCACGACCAAGCCCACCGGUGUGUUCAGUCGUCUUGGCCAAGGGGAUGAAGCGGAAGACGAGCCGCAGCCGGGCAAGAUGUCCAGCAGCAUCGACGUAGACGACGAGGUGGACAGUGAUGGCGAAGGCUCCGUCGUCCAGUAUGCUGGCGUCCUCAAGAGAUCCCCUCCCGUCCUGAAGAAAAAACCCGCCAGAAAGUUGCGGCGGACCACCCUGCGACGCCUGGGAGGCAAACUACCUCCCUCUGACACGCCCUCCUCCUUGUCCUCGAAUGGCCUCCCCCCUGCCAAGGUCAGCGUGCUUCAGAGACUGGGCAAGCUGCCCGCCACACACCUGAGCGCCGCUGUGUCACCCGCAGCUGCCGACACGCAGGACAACAGGGUGACGAGCACGAGGCCCAAAGCCCAGGAGGGACUCUACUUAGCGAGCUCCAAGGUCAGCAGCAGCACCGGGGCUGGAGGAGGAGGAAGAGGAGGAGGAGGAGGAGGAAACGAAGAAGGGGGAGGGGGAGCAGAGCCUCUGGGUGCCCAGAUGGACAUUAGUGCUGUCAGUGUUUUUAAGAGGCUGGGCAACAAGAGACCCUAAUGCAAAAGUCUAUUACUUUAUGUCCUUUAUAGAAUCGUAUCACUCCUUUUCCUGGUGACAUGCACGACUGCAGAUUUGAGUGCUGUGUGUUUAUGGUCAGUUGUAUUGCUGCUUUUUGGCUUUAGGCUCUUAGAUAAAGAUACUUUUUUUACAUUUUAGUCGCGCUGCCAUAGGAACUUUUUGUUUAGUGUCUACGCUUUUAAUUUGAGGACUCAAAGUUCUCAAUCAUAUCUGCCAAUUAUAGUUAUAAAAAAAUGUAUUUAACUAUAUUUGCGAACUUAAGGCAUGAGCAUGACAUCAACCGAGCUGCUAAUGGUGGUUUUAUUUUUUAUUUGAUCCAUUAACUCCACAUAUAAAGAUGCUGCUUCCUAAACGUCUUCUUUUUGAGAUUCCACCCGAAUGAAUACAACGAGAAGUUGAAGAUAUUCCCCCACGGUGAAAUAUUGGUCCUUUUGUUAUUUACCUGAAAAUGAAUUGUUUUUCAUGGGGGGGGGGGAAGGUACACACUUUAGACGAGUGAAGUUUAUUCUUUAAACUAACACACAAGAACAUCGUCCGAUGGAAGACUCGCCAUGAAGUGAUGGUAAAUCUUUUUAUUUCUAGUUGCCUUCAACACCUUUAAGUACCUCCUUGAAGAGAUGUCACCGCCCUGGACUGAAGGGAAAACACUGCUCUUCUUCUUCUGCGUGGAGUAGAACGUCUCACCUCUAAACUCUAGAGGCCCACGUCAACCUCUCUACCAUUGUACUGAACGUUUUCUAUCGCUACCUAUUUGAAGGCCGGGUCAGUAGAAUAUUGUUUCUUUCGAAAUGCAAUGUAUAGAUUUGUUAGACUUGAUUUCACACGGCACAGAACCAGUUAUUGCUGCAUAUUUUUCGAUGUGGACAUUCUUGUAUCCUGUCUGGGUCGUCAUCACCUGUGUGUCAUUGUUGGUCUUUCUUCACACCACAACUUUGUUACACUGUAAAUAUUUUAAAUGUAAAAAAAAAAAAAAACACAAAAUGGAAUUGUUUUAAAGAACAAGGUAGAUUCAAACACGCCGGGAACUGAAAAAAGUAUGCUUGGAAAAUAAUUAAAAGAGGAAAAUGGUCCAAACUGC
Molecule: messenger RNA, 2348 nt
Organism: Pseudoliparis swirei
Lineage: Eukaryota; Metazoa; Chordata; Actinopteri; Perciformes; Liparidae
Gene: c20h19orf47
Product: chromosome 20 C19orf47 homolog
Exons: 8
Coding region: 23-1249 (408 amino acids)
Cellular component (GO): nucleus
Source: RefSeq, a predicted model, not a curated record